AGCUCAUGACGUCAUCUGAGAGAGGGUAGCUAGCUACAAAACAACAUGCCAAAGUUGCCGGUGGCAGGAGAAGGAGAAGGCGGAGAAGUGGGAGUCUGAAACAACAUCUUCUGUCUGGGUUUUCUGAGAGUUUGAAGUGAUGAGAGGACUGCCGUUAGCUAGCUUUAGUUUUAUUAACUCAAAGUGGUUUUACUGAACUAUUAGCUAACCAGCUAGACGUGGCUAAUGUUAGCUAGUUAGCUAACCUAGCUAGCCACUACUAGCGCCUGGUAUUUUAAACGUUGUGCCCUGUUUUUUGGCUAGUUCUUGGAGUUUAAUAGAGUAAAGUAGAUCUAAACUAGCUAUAUUGCUCGCAGAAACUGUCCGCUGGGUCUUUGACGGAUGUACAUUAAGUCUACAAGAAAAAGGAGAGACUGACAGAGGCUUAAUAACGUUGGUUGACCUCCCUUCCACUGGCUUGCAAUAAAAAAAAUGGCAGCCAACAAACCCAAGGGACAGAGCUCUCUGGCCCUGCACAAAGUGAUUAUGGUGGGCAGUGGUGGAGUGGGCAAAUCUGCACUAACUCUACAAUUCAUGUAUGAUGAGUUUGUGGAGGACUACGAGCCCACCAAAGCUGACAGCUACAGAAAAAAAGUGGUUCUGGAUGGAGAGGAAGUCCAGAUUGACAUACUGGACACGGCUGGUCAGGAAGACUAUGCAGCAAUUCGAGACAACUACUUCAGAAGUGGAGAAGGAUUUCUCUGUGUGUUCUCAAUUACAGAAUCAGAGUCUUUCGCUGCAACAGCUGACUUCAGAGAGCAGAUUCUCAGGGUUAAGGAGGAUGAGAAUGUGCCCUUCCUGCUGGUUGGAAAUAAGUCAGAUUUGGAAGACCGGCGACAGGUGGGAAUGGAGGAGGCAAAGUCCCGAGCCAAUCAGUGGGAAGUCAGUUACGUGGAGACCUCUGCCAAAACCCGUGCCAAUGUAGACAAGGUGUUUUUUGACCUCAUGCGACAAAUCAGGGCAAGAAAAAUGGAAGAUGGCAAAGAGAAGAAUGGGAAAAACAAGAGGAAGAGUUUGGUGAAAAGGAUUCGAGAGAGAUGUUGCAUUUUAUAACGACCAUGUCCGUACGUGCUGACACCAAUCCUUUCUGAGCCCUGACUGCUGUCCUCAAUGCUACUAAAUAUUUAAUUAGCUUCUUAUUUAAUCUUUCUUUUUUAUGAUUUAGUAAAAGAGGUGAAGAGAAAGGUGUCUGCAAUUUGGACAGUUUUAAACAAGGAUGCUGCUUAAGAUUUAAACUAAAUGUCACUUAAGCGUAAGAAUGCUAUGAAGCCAUUUCAUUUUAAUAUUUAAAUGUACUGUGUAUAGACCAUCUAAUAUGGAACUGCUGCAUCUGUCUUACAUAUGAUUGUAGUUUCUGGAAUUUAAGAAAAAGGAGGGCUUAUUUUCCCAUUACAAAGCUCAAAAAUGAGUCUAAACACUAUCACACAGGCCACGUCACAGGUCAGUAUGAGUAUCGUACAAUGAGAAUGAACAUACAAAAGAAAAACAUAAGACUUACCCAGGUUUCUUUUCAUUUAAUCAAACAGAUGCAAGAUGCUUAAAUAACUGUUUGUUCUAUCUAGUGCCGUAAUUUGCCACAUUAAGGUGGUUACUGUGCAGGUAAAAUUUAGAAUGUUCUGUAUGUUUGCACACGUAAGCAGCCAAAAAUUGCACCACAUUGUCCUCAUCCAAGCCACCACGAUUUCAUGAGAUAUUAAACCAAAUAUUAAAGCUAUAAUACUGGAAGAAGUUUCUUUUUAGUCGGUGAGAUAAAACAGUAAGAUAAAUUGGAGUGAGGACAAAUAAAACUACUGUUACCAAAGUAAUAUUCCUAAACCACUACAGUUCCCACCAUACCAUGCAAAGUUUCCUAAGAGUCAUACUCAUUUGUGAAAUUACCUUAUUUACCCUAAUCUAUCUUGACAGUUUGGUCCCAUUCACCCCUCAGUGAUUCCUAUAAAACCCCAGUUGCCCUUAAAAAACAAGCCCGUCAACUUAAGCCUUUUACAGUUUAGAAUGUGUGCACAUCAAAGGCUGAUGCUACAAAGAUAGUUUAGUUUAUGAUGUUCCAGUGGUUGAGAAGUAUGAGACAUGCAUAUCAGCUGCUGAGAAAAUCAAGUGCCUUUUUUGUAUAACAAAUUAAUCUAAAAUCUUAAAAAAAAAAAAGUCUAUGAGUAUCCAGGAUUGAACAUAGGCAUCCUUGCUUUUAAAUCUACAAGAAUUACCCACUAAAAACCCUUUGCUGCUUUUUAACAUAGUUUCAGAGAUAUUUAAAGCCAUAUAAAAACACUAUUAGGCUACGAAAUUAGGCUGUUUUUGCAAUAGGAAUUCCUGUUUUCUUUAUAUGUUUUACAAUCAGCCCAACAUCAUACAAAAACACAUUUGUUUAAACAAAUCUGUAAAAGUGACAAGUCAACAUGUAGGGAAUACAUUCAUGUAGGAAUGUGGCCCUUGGUUGUAAAGAACAGAUCAGAGCUUGAAACUGAUCAAAUGUUAUCCAUCAGCAUUGAGCCCAAAAAUUUGGUUUCUGAUUUGAGCUGCUUUAGUAUACAACGGAAGAUGCUAGGCUAACUUAUCUUACAAAUACUGUACUGAAGAGUGUUACCAGUCUCAUCUUAAACAUGUAUUUAUUUUUGUUAUAUAUAUUUCUACUGAAGGUGUGUAAACUGUUCUUUUGUUUUAAGAAAAAUGCAGUAAAAUGACAUUGGAUGGAACAAUUAGGUUACAUUUGGAACACAGUUCCAGAGUUUGCCUAGCAUCUCCUAUUUUAGACUUAAUAAGCCAGCUUUAGGUACAAAACCUCUUUUGGGAUCAGUGAUAAACCACAUUUAUUUUAUUGUUAUUAACUAUUCAUUUGGCAAAUUAUUAUUUCAUGCUUGAGGUGUAAAACACCGUAGAAUACUUUACAAGAAAUCUUAAGACCAUAAAUUAUCAUCUUUAAAUUCAUCCUUUUAAAUACCUUAAACUAACUGAAAAUAUGCUAGGAUACCACAAUAACAUUUUAAUGAGUGAUUGUCCGCAUUUGGAAUUACUACAGGCUGUGAGGUUUAAACACUUGUAACAGAAUUUAAUUUUGAUGUUCAUGACAAACACUAUGGCUUAAGCUUGAAUAUAUAUAUAUACUAUGAUACAUUUCAGUUUGCUUAUGCACGGCUAGGUUUUUUUUUUGGGAUUGACAUGUUUAUGUAUAAACAAGACACUGACUGUUACAUGAUUUGUUCAUGACUGCAAUGGAAAGGGCUGUUUCCAUUUUUGGUAUGUUUAAAAAAAGCAACAGACAAGACACAUUUAUCUGGCUUUAAAUUAAUACAAUAGAAACGUGGCAUUUCUAGCUUCUGGGCUCCCACUACAGCUAGUUAUUUGCUAUGGCUGCCUUGUAACCAUAAUUGAACAUUAUGCGUAUUACUGGAGGCGUCCACUAGGGGCUUUCCUCCACUUAUUACAGCAGCAAUGACACUUCCAACAUAAGUGGGUACUUGUGAACAUGGUUUCGCAGCAUUUCUUCAAAACUUUUCAUGUUGUUCCAGCAUGGCCCCUACUAUUUCUGUCCAUGCUGCAUUAAUUUCUGAAGAUGUGCAAGAAGCAUGUGAAGUGAGGAAGCAGAAUGUUAUGAUAGGAUUUUGCUCAGAAGUGUUGCGCCAUUCACAUAAAGAUUUUACUGCCCGUUUAGAGUGGACAUGAAAUUCCCUAUUAUAAGUCAGUGGAGUAAAAACAUAAAUUUGAUGUAGAUCAUUUAAAGUGUAAAUGCUACAUAUUUACUGUUUAAGAUUAAUAACCAAAGGUUUGUAAAACUAAAAUAAAUACAAAAAUGGAAAAACACUAGCAUGGCGUUUCAGCUUUGCGUAGCAUUUAUGAGCUCAGUAGUUAAACUACUGCAAGAAACGGGAACUUUGUUUCUAUUGUCCGAGCAGGUUUUGAACUAAUGUAUGUACUUAACCCUUUAAAUGUGCAUGUCUUUUGGGACCUUUUAAACAGAGCAGUCAUUGUAUAGACAUACAGUUCCUGCAUCUCUUAUUAUGUAAUUGUUUUCAUUUUCCCACCUUCUACAUAGAAAGUACCUUUAAAUGAAUUUUGAUAAUGAUAGUUGAAUGAUCUGAAAUGGCCAAGCAGCAUUAUGGAGAAAUCAUUUCAUGAUAACAUUUUAGCAUUUCUUUAGGAAUUAUUCCUUUAACCAGAAGGAGAGUCUGUUUACUAACUAACGUUGCUGACUGACAUGAUUGUGGUGCCAUGGGGAAAUGAAGCUGAAAUUGUCUCUUUAGCUGAUACCAUUUGGUACUUUCUUUGUAAUGUUUUGUUCAUUAAAAGCAUAGAGAAAAAAAUAAAAUGGAUUUUAAUAUGAUUCUCAUUGA
Messenger RNA from Astyanax mexicanus (Mexican tetra), 4367 nucleotides. It is a transcript of the gene ralab, whose product is annotated as v-ral simian leukemia viral oncogene homolog Ab (ras related). NCBI's taxonomy places the organism in Eukaryota, Metazoa, Chordata, Actinopteri, Characiformes, Acestrorhamphidae. Gene Ontology annotation, molecular function: GTP binding; GDP binding; GTPase activity. The coding region runs from base 472 to 1092 and encodes 206 amino acids. The record is from RefSeq and is a predicted model, not a curated record. Gene Ontology annotation, biological process: Ras protein signal transduction; regulation of exocytosis. The transcript is spliced from 5 exons. Gene Ontology annotation, cellular component: plasma membrane.